This is a messenger RNA of Aplysia californica (California sea hare), 396 nucleotides long. RefSeq lists its product as uncharacterized. NCBI's taxonomy places the organism in Eukaryota, Metazoa, Mollusca, Gastropoda, Aplysiida, Aplysiidae. Gene Ontology annotation, biological process: transmembrane transport. Gene Ontology annotation, molecular function: transmembrane transporter activity. The record is from RefSeq and is a predicted model, not a curated record.
UGGUUUCCGAACCGGAAGGGCCUGGCCAACGGCGUUGUGGUGGCCGGGUUUGGGGGCGGAGCCUUCAUCUUCAACCAGGUACAGACGGCCUUCAUCAACCCGGACAACCUGAAGCUGGGACGGGGGUCACCAGGGGAGACUGAUGAAGAGGGGUACUUCCACGACCCCGAGAUGUUGCAGAGAGUCCCACACGUGUUUUUACUGCUCGGGGGCUGCUACGCGGGGAUGCAACUCUUUGGCAGUCUGCUGUUGUGUCAUCCUUCUGAGGAAUACGUGAAGGACAGCCCGUCCACCAUGGCCGAAGAGAUGGAGCGAGUUGAGCUAAUCCACUCACAGCGAGGGAAUGGCGCAGCACCGCUGAUGGACUGCAUGAGUAUAUCUCCCAGGUAAAAACUC